Molecule: messenger RNA, 3007 nt
Organism: Galleria mellonella (greater wax moth)
Lineage: Eukaryota; Metazoa; Arthropoda; Insecta; Lepidoptera; Pyralidae
Gene: Nrk
Product: tyrosine-protein kinase transmembrane receptor Ror2
Exons: 1
Coding region: 442-2361 (639 amino acids)
Biological process (GO): multicellular organism development; cell surface receptor protein tyrosine kinase signaling pathway; positive regulation of kinase activity
Cellular component (GO): signaling receptor complex
Molecular function (GO): protein binding; transmembrane receptor protein tyrosine kinase activity; ATP binding
Source: RefSeq, a predicted model, not a curated record
UACCAACAUAAGAAAAUCUAAAUGUUGCCAUAUUAGUUACCUUUUAUCACUAUUUAUAUUAAAUUUCAAUUUAAAAUAGUAUUUUUAGAUCUUCUUUAACUUUUAUGUUAAAUAUAUAUUAAAUUUGCAGCAAUAAACUAUAUGAAACUUUGAAUACUUUUAUUUUAAUUAGUAUUUAAAAAAAUAUUUUCAUCCAUCUAGUGUGUAUCCGAAAAUUUUAUUGCAGUAUCUGAGAAUAAAUGAUUCACUUUAGAAUCCGAACGGGUACUUUCUACUAGGUACCUACCUAUUCAUUAUUUUUGAAAAGUAAAAUCAAUAAUAAAUAAUUUCGUCCGCCAUUGUUUAUUCAGUAGUCUGUUUUGUCUUGAUUUACUCAUUUGUAUGAAAUGCAACGACCUAUACGUACACGCUUCUAUUUACUAAUGUUAUUAUAAUAAGACAAUGUACGUUCACUUUACAAUAUUUGUUGUGCUUAUUCUUACAAAAUCCGUGCAUCUUUAUUGUGGUCCGUAUAAUGGACAAAUAUGCAGAAGUUAUUCUACUGGAUACGUAUGGUAUAACAAUACAGGCGGCUUGGAGAAUGAAAAGAUUACUACGGGGUUAUGGAAGGAAAUGAUUUCCACUCUCAAAGAACCAUGCAGAAGUACAGCUGAGAAAUUACUGUGUGCUUAUGCUUUUCCUAAGUGUAUUCACAAAGAUGAAAUAGGUUAUUUUGCACUACCACUUUGUUAUGAAGACUGUAUGGCCGUUAAAAUGCAAUUUUGUUACAAUGAUUGGAUUGUUAUUGAAGAGCAAAAACGUCGUGGAGUGUUCUUUGAGUCUCGUGGACACUUUCGAUUUCCAGAAUGUGAAAAACUCCCAAAAUUUUCGGGUAAAGGUUCACAAGUUACAUGUAACAACGCUGGUAUUAUAGAUAUGGAUUUCAAUCAAGUUACCCAUACAUGUGUUAGAGGCAAUGGGCGCUACUAUCAGGGAACCGUAAAUGUAACAGAAUCAGGUUUAGCUUGUCAAGCUUGGGAAGCUCAGUUCCCACAUCAACAUACUAGACCGCCUCUGGUAUUCCCAGAAGUUCAGAAUGCUACAAAUUUCUGUAGAAAUGCAGGUGGAGAGGAACGUAAACCAUGGUGUUACACUAUGGAUGCUAAUGUACGAUGGGAGCACUGUGACAUACCAGUUUGUGCCAACUUUAGUGAAGAAUUUGACAAUAGAAAUGGACCAAUAAUUGUUAUGGAGAAUUACUUCACACCUACAUUUGUUUUGUACUUAUCCAUAGGUGGCCUUGGCUGUAUUUUAGGUAUAGCAUUAGUAGCAUUAUUAUGUCAUAAUUUCUUAAAAAAUCACUAUUCAAAAUGCAAUAUGACCAAUCGAAGAAAUGUUCAAAAUGUGGAUAUUGACUUAGAUAAAUUACCUAGUAACUUGGCUUAUCAUACCACUGGAGCACAGCUGAAUCCCAAAUUAGAAAAAUUAGAAUUUCCAAGAAACAAUAUCAUUUAUAUUCGUGAUUUGGGACAGGGUGCUUUUGGAAGAGUUUUUCAAGCAAAAGCACCUGGACUUGUACCUGAUGAAGAGUUCACUAUUGUUGCUGUUAAAAUGCUCAAAGAUGAAGCCUCUCAUGAUUUGCAGUUGGAUUUUGAGAGAGAAGCUUGUUUACUUGCUGAUUUUGAUCAUCCAAAUAUAGUAAAAUUGUUAGGAGUUUGUGCCAUUGGAAGGCCAAUGUGUUUAUUGUUUGAAUAUAUGGGAAAAGGUGAUUUAAAUGAGUAUUUGAGGGCAUGCAGUACUGCAACAAGUUUUCCACCAGCUGUAGAAAAUAGGGAAGAUUUACGUUUGCUUGCUACUCCAUUAAGUCAUUUAGAUCUCUUACAUAUAGCUAGACAAAUAGCAUCUGGUAUGGUUUAUUUAUCAGACAGAAAAUUUGUACAUCGUGACUUAGCUACUAGGAAUUGUUUGAUCAAUGAUGACAUGGUAGUUAAAAUUGCUGAUUUUGGUUUAUCACAUAAAAUUUAUCUUCAAGAUUAUUAUAAAGGUGAUGAACAUGAUGCAAUACCUGUGCGAUGGAUGCCUUUAGAGAGUAUACUUUAUAAUAAAUAUACUUUAGAGUCUGAUGUGUGGGCAUAUGGUGUGUGCCUUUGGGAGAUAUUUUCAUUUGCUUUACAACCAUACUUUGGUAUGACUCAUGAAGAAGUUGUUAGAUUUUUAAAAGAUGGUAAUGUGCUAGCUUGUCCUGACAAUACACCAAGAUGUGUGUAUGACUUAAUGAAACAGUGUUGGAAUCACAAUCCAAGUGACCGGCCAAAUUUUAGGAUCAUAUACCAAACACUAGAUAAUAUACAAUUAAUUUUGGAAAGAACUCGCACAGAGUAACUCAGUGUUUUAUUCUAGUACUUAAGAACUGACUUUUGUAUCAUAAUUUAUUUCCUGCCAAUAUUAUCUUGCCCUAUUUAUAAGGCUAUAUUUAUUAUUUCAUUACAAAUUAUUAUUUUCAAUUACAUGUAUGUUAAGUGUCUUAUUUAAUUUGUGUAUUGCUACAUGUAAUAUAUAUGGUAAAAUGUAUAGAUAUUAUAAAAAAUAAAAAGACAUAAGAGUUAACAAAUAAAACCACUACUGUAAAAUUUUUGGAGUGCAUACUUAUCAGUAUAAUGAUAAAACUAUGGACCAUAUAAUCAAAGCUACUACCAGCUUUUUUAAAUUAUGAUGGCUUUUAUUCAAAAAUCAAGAAAAUUGUGAUGUUAAUUCCCACUUAUUCAGCCUACCCUGAGAUCAAAUUUAUUUAAAACUAGCUGUUCCCCGCGAGUUCAUCCGCGUUUCUGUAGUUUUUUGUAAAAUAAAUAGCCUAUGUCCUUCCUCACGGUUCAGUGGUUUUGAUGUAACAGACACAUUUCCCUUUACUGCUCUGCUCCUAUUGAUCGUAGCGUAAUGAAAAGUACACUGUAAACUGCCCAGAAGUAUGAAGAAUAAUUGUACCAAGUUUUGUUAAACUCCAUCGAGUAGUUUUUGUUUCUAUAACAAA